Arachis duranensis is the source of this 1394-nucleotide messenger RNA. Its product is annotated as protein SAMBA. NCBI's taxonomy places the organism in Eukaryota, Viridiplantae, Streptophyta, Magnoliopsida, Fabales, Fabaceae. The record is from RefSeq and is a predicted model, not a curated record. Gene Ontology annotation, biological process: negative regulation of organ growth. Gene Ontology annotation, molecular function: anaphase-promoting complex binding. The transcript has 5 exons. The coding region runs from base 432 to 764 and encodes 110 amino acids.
UUAUGAAUCAUUAACAAAUUAAACUUUCCUAACCAGUCGAAAAACCGGUCACCCUAACCCUCUCGGCCUCACCUCUGUUUUGUCUCCUGCCUCUUCUCGUGCUUCCUUAUUCCGUUCGCCAUCGCCGUCCUCUGGUUUGCCCUGAGCCACCGUCGCCGUGCUCGGCUUGGCCGUCUGCCUCUGCGUAUUCUGGUCAAUCUGAUGUAGAAGAAGAAUCAGAAAGCUUGGGAGGGAAGAAUAUAUUUUUGGUAUAAGAAUGAAGGAACCAUGACUGCAGAACAAAGGAAGUGAAAAAAGAUUUCUUUUUGCUAAGGAGAGGCUCGCGUGAAGUUCGAGUCUUUUCGCUUCUGAGCAAGCACGAAAGAAAUCACUAAUCACGUUUGAAAAGAAGCCAACAUUUUGCCUCUUGCAGUGUGGUUCUUGAAACAAGGAUGUCAUCACCGGCUCAUUCAUCUGUGUCAACCACCGCGGUUGUUGGUGGAGGCGGCGGCGGAGGUGGCAGUAGCAGCAAUGCCGCACUUUCCAUUGACGAUUUCCAUUUCCCCUUUGACCCCAUUUCAACGCAUGAACAGAAGGAUGAUGCCAUGCUAGUGUUGAAGAAGGAUCUCAUGGCUGCUCUUGACAAGGAGGUUAAAGCCUUGGAUGAAGACAACUGGAAGUUUGAAGGACCACGUUCCCGGAUCCACCUCGUAUCACAUCGAGGCAACUAUCUACGUCAACCCACAGAAGCUUCAAAGAAUUGGAGUUUGACUCAACCAAAAUAGUUGGAUAUCAGCACUGCACCUCUGUUUUUGAGAUCAAGUGAUUAUGUUGGUGAUCUGCAGAUAUUAUGCAAGUGACUUUUUUUUGCCUCUUGGUUUUUUCUUGGAUAGAACACAGCUGCUAUGCCACAACUUUUUGUAGUAUAUAGUCUUGAGGAGCUCAUCACAAACAAGCUUCUUUUCAUGCAAGAUUUUGUUACAAAGUCCCUCUAUUGCACCCUUGCUCUAUUUGGACGUCUAUGUUUGUCAGUCCACAUGAUUUUAUAUUUAAUGCCUUGUAUUUAUUGUUACAAACAAUUAGAGAGAAGAAAAAGCUGCAAGGUGUAUAAUACUGUAAGUGGCUUAAAUGUUGUGCCUUAUGCUGGCCUUGUAAUUGCUAAUGUUAAUGUUAGUGUUAUAUGAAUCCAGUAUUGAUUGCUCCCAUGUGGUAGUUUUUCUAGUAGUUAGAGAAUGUUGUAUCAUACUUUCAAGUUUGGUAAUGUUGCUCCCUAGUUUUGGAGGAUCAAUGGUUAUUGACGGUUUGGCUGUUCCAACACUUGUAUUUUAGUGUUUGAAAAAAAAAAGGGGCUAAGCUGACAUGUCAGAAUGGAAAAGAAGAUUAUUAAUCGUGGCACUCUCCUCUAUUAACACAAA